UCCGUUUUGUUCACUCCAUGCAAGAGAUCGUUGUAGCCUAUUAAGAGUAUAACCCACUGGAGUCCUGAGGGCUAGCCGACUGUAAGUCAUCGUUAGUCGCUCGGAAGUAUACUGUGACAGAAAUCGUGUAAAACUGUUUUUGUUUUCUUCUUCUCAGGUCAAAGGGCAGUCUGUAUUUAGUGGUGUAUUAAAAUUAGUUCACCAGCACUCUGCAAGCGAAGAACUGGCUUGGUUUAGCUGCGAGAGGCUGCAAAGAAUAUCGGAUUGAACCUGAGGAACUAAAAACUUAAAAGCAACUAUUUUUAGAUGCCACAAUAAUGACUAAGGCACGGGUUUUAUAUGACUUUACAGCUGAACUUGGAAACAAUGAACUGACAGUGAAGAAUGGUGAGAUUAUCACAGUUACUAAUAAGAGCAUUGGAGGAGGAUGGGUAGAGGCAAAAAAUGUCCAAGGACAGAUAGGACUGGUGCCUGAAGACUAUAUAGAGAUUAUUAACUCUAUUGGACCUGCUAUAGACCUCUCUGCCUUUGAUGCACUGGCACCUGCAACGCAAAACAAUGGCUCUACAGCAAAGAACAACCAGGGAAUCAAUAACAAUGACCCCUGGUCCAGCUGGAACUCUGGUUCUAUUGGAAACCCAACUGAGAACUGGGGAGUGAAACCAGAAAACGCAGAAGCACAGCAAUCCCAGAACACAAGCAACAGGGAUUCAGCAGGAUUUGGACAUCCACAGGCUUAUCAGGGCCCAGAUAUAUAUCCAUAUCCAUAUCUAACAGAUUGUUCAGGCACUGCAGAUGAUGAGUGGGAUGAUGAGUGGGAUGAUCUCAAGUCUUCAGGAGGAUACCCUGAGUCAGGGUCUGGAGAAGGAGGAGGUAUAAAUCGGAGCGGGUCCACAAUGAAAAUGGCGCUCAACAAGUUUCCUGGAUUUUCCAAAUCAGGACCGGAACUGUAUCUUUUAUCAAAGCAGCCAGUAAAAACUAAAGAAAAGAUAACUAUCUAUGUUGGCGAAGUUGGUCCAGUGUGGUCCUAUCCUGAAACUCAGUUGGACUGUGUUGUAGCAGAUCCCAAAAAGGGAUCUAAAAUGUAUGGCUUAAAGAGCUACAUUGAAUAUCAGGUGGCUCCAAAUACCACUAACAGACCUGUCAAUCACCGAUACAAACACUUUGAUUGGUUGUAUGAACGGCUCCUGGACAAGUUUGGAUCAGCCAUUCCAAUCCCUUCGUUGCCAGAUAAACAGGUCACAGGACGCUUUGAGGAGGAUUUCAUUAAGAUGCGAAUGGAAAGGCUCCAGGGGUGGAUGACCAGAAUGUGCCGACAUCCUGUUAUUUCCAACAGUGAGGUCUUCCAGCUGUUCCUCAGUUUCCAGGAUGAUAAGGAUUGGAAGAUGGGGAAGAGAAAAGCAGAAAAAGAUGAAAUGGUUGGGGUGAUGAUUUUUUCUACAAUUGAACCUGAAGCAUCUGACAUGGACCUCAUUGAAGUAGAGCAGAAGUGUGAAUCGUUCAGUAGAUUUACAAAAUCCAUGGAUGACGGAGUUAAAGACCUGCUCAAUGUGGGGCAAGAGCACUGGAAGAGGUGUACUGGACCUUUGCCAAAAGAAUAUCAGAAGAUUGGAAAAGCACUACAGAAUCUCUCAGCAGUUUUCAGCAGCAGUGGCUAUGAAGGUGAAGCCACUCUCACAGAUGCCUUAACAGAAACAGGCAAAACAUAUGAAGAAAUUGCCACAUUGGUGGCAGAACAGCCAAGGAAAGACCUGCAUUUUCUGAUGGAAAUCAAUAAUGAAUACAAAGGACUUUUGGGCUGCUUCCCUGAUACGAUCGGAGUCCACAAGGCAGCAAUAGAAAAGGUGAAGGAAGGUGAUAAACUGGUUGCAACAAGUAAAAUAACACAGCAGGACAAGGUGACCAUGGCCAAGCGUGUAAGCACUAUGUCCUAUGCAUUGCAAGCUGAAAUGAACCACUUCCACAGUAAUCGCAUUUAUGACUAUAACAGAGUGAUGCAGCUCUACCUGGAACAGCAAGUCAAAUUGUAUGAAACGAUUGCAGAGAGGCUGAGGCAGGCCCUCGGUAGGUUCACCACCAUGUAGAGAAGAGAAGAAACCCUAAGUCCAAGGUGGGCUGCCAUCUGUAAUGUACUUUAUCUAAGUCGUUGCCACAUUUCAUAAGAGAAAACCCCAAAGAGGUUAUUGAGUUUUUUGCUCAGGUGUUGCAUGCAUGGGUUUGUAUUCAAUGGGAGAAGCCUCUAUACUAUAAUGUUGAUACUAUUAAGUCUCCCGUCAGACACAUUGUAAAUCAGCUUAAUUAUACACAAUGUAUAUACAUGCUAAUUAUGUUUUUCUAGCCUAUACUAUUAUUUUAACAUGGGAAAACAAGCCAACUAUUUAAAACAUUGGAAAGUAUAGGGAGGCCUGGACCAGCAUUAAAAAGGUUAGAAUUCCUGAAAAAUAUAAAUACAGAUAUUUUUUUUAUUUUAGUAAAAUGUCAGUCCAAAAUGUGUUCAUAACAUACAUAAAGUUUUUUUUUUUUUUUUUUUUUGCUAUUGACAGGUUUUUGUAAAGCCAAAUGCCUUAUUUCCAAAUAGAAACCUGAUUCCAACAAUAUAUGAAUGCUUUUUUUCAUUAGAAAAAUGAUCUUUUGGAUUGAUUUUGAUUUGAAUCAAUGCUGUUUCUGUAGCUGAGUCCAGGAUAUGUGUAGUAUUCAGAUCUUAUUGCCACAAUUACAACACUCAGCCACUAUGAGACACUUGCUUUGCACUGUGUAAAAACACUAUGAUUUUAAUAAAAAAAAAAAA
Molecule: messenger RNA, 2788 nt
Organism: Acipenser ruthenus (sterlet)
Lineage: Eukaryota; Metazoa; Chordata; Actinopteri; Acipenseriformes; Acipenseridae
Product: sorting nexin-9-like
Exons: 19
Coding region: 318-2084 (588 amino acids)
Biological process (GO): endosomal transport; mitotic cytokinesis; endocytosis
Cellular component (GO): plasma membrane; cytoplasmic vesicle
Molecular function (GO): phosphatidylinositol binding; protein binding
Source: RefSeq, a predicted model, not a curated record